AUGUUCGCCAAGACUUUCUCUGCUAUUGCGGUUCUCGCUGCUGCCUACGUGGUUGCACAGGACCCCAGUUUCAAGGUCAACACUCCUCCCUCGGCCACUCAGUGCCAGCCCCUGAAGAUUCAGUGGACUGGCGGCGAGGGACCGUUCUUCCCCAAGAUCACCAAGGCUGGCGACACCUCGCAGCCCAUGGAUGUGGGCCUCCAAGACAAGGUUGACUCCAACUCUUUGACCUGGAAGGUUAACCUUCCCGCCGACUCUAAGUUCACUAUCUCUGUCGGUGACAGCCAGGGCAACACUGCCAACUCUGCCGUUGUCAGCGUUCUUAAGGGUGAUGACUCUUGCGUUGGCAACAAGGGCAGCUCUGGUGGUGCCGCUGCUGGUGGUGCCGCUGCUGGUGGUGCUGCUGGUGGUGCCGCUGGUGGCUCUGGCUCCAACUCGAAGGGUAGCUCUGGCUCCGAAGGUGGCAAGUCGAAGAGCUCUGGCGGUGGCUCGAGCUCGAAGAAGGAGUCGAGCUCUUCCAGCGCUCCUUCUUCUUCUAGCAGCGCUCCUUCCUCUGCCACCAGUGAUGCCGGUGCCGGUGGAGCUUCUUCUGCCGAGAGUGCGCCUGCGGAGUCUCCUUCUCCCUCUUCCGACUCGAACGAGGGUGACAACGGUGCCAACAACGCUGCAUCUACUUUCAGCGGUCUCCCCGCCGUUGUUGCCGGCGUUGUCGGCGUUGCUGUCGCUGCUCUUAUCUAA
Malassezia vespertilionis is the source of this 738-nucleotide messenger RNA. RefSeq lists its product as uncharacterized. NCBI's taxonomy places the organism in Eukaryota, Fungi, Basidiomycota, Malasseziomycetes, Malasseziales, Malasseziaceae. The record is from RefSeq and is a predicted model, not a curated record. The coding region runs from base 1 to 738 and encodes 245 amino acids. The transcript has a single exon.